Messenger RNA from Orbicella faveolata, 1693 nucleotides. Its product is annotated as RNA-binding protein 8A-like. Gene Ontology annotation, molecular function: mRNA binding. Gene Ontology annotation, biological process: RNA processing. Gene Ontology annotation, cellular component: cytoplasm; nucleus. Lineage: Eukaryota; Metazoa; Cnidaria; Anthozoa; Scleractinia; Merulinidae. The record is from RefSeq and is a predicted model, not a curated record.
UGCGUAUUAGCCACUAAAACCACGCGCGAAAAAGAAAGAUGGCGGAUGUUCUCGACGUUGGUGUGGAAGACAAAGGUGGUUUUUCUGAGGAUGAAGGAGACGAGGGAAUUCAGAAGUUGAAGUCAGCUGUCACGAAACGUAAAGGACGAGGAUUCAAAGCCAGUGACUCAUCUUCUCGUGCACAAGAGCAAUAUGAAUCCAUGGAUACUGAUGAAGGUGGUGAAACAGGCCCUGCUCGUUCUGUUGAAGGCUGGAUUCUGUUUGUGACCAAUGUGCACGAGGAAGCCCAGGAAGAUGAUAUCCAUGACUUGUUUUCUGAGUAUGGUGAAAUAAAAAACCUCCAUGCUAAUUUGGACAGACGAACAGGAUUCUUGAAGGGUUAUGCACUUGUGGAAUAUGAAACAUUCAAGGAAGCAGAGGCGGCAAUGGAAGCACUGAAUGGAUCAGACCUUCUCGAACAAAAAAUUUCUGUUGACUGGGCAUUUGUGAGAGGACCACGGAAAGCUGCCGGAUCAGGAAGACGAAGGGAUACAAGAAGAUAUUAGACUUUUGACCCACAACUGCUUAUGACUCUGGCUAGUUUGUUUUUAUUACUGUUUGUAACAUGUAUCAACUGUACAAAUUUCAUUACUGGUACUGACCAAUGAUCAGGAGGAACAUUUACAAAAAUAUUGUACAGCCAACCAUGACAAAACAUUCACUCAACAUCAGGUUGAUCAAAUGAUGUUCUACCCCUAUCACACAGACACUCCCUUUGGUUUGUCCCUUUGGUUUCUCUAGUGAUAUUCAACUGUAUAGUUUAGUGGGUGAUUAUGAAAUCCUGUGUUUCAAGAGACAAGUUCUCUUGCUUCUUAGGAUAUGUUCAUCUUGUGCUCUGUGUGCUCAUUUGCCCCUUUAGUGUGUGCAUGAUUCCAGCCAAGAUCAGAUGACAUAAGUUAAUCUUCGUAUGACAUCGUCCCUGCACAAGCUGUGAACAGGGUUGAAAUUUUCAUGUAAAUUCAUGUAGAUUGUGAACACAGCACUUUGUUCACUUUUGGUGAAUGCAAGAGUUUUUUGUCACUUGAUUAAGUCAUGGAUGGAACUUUUUUAUUUUACUUUUUAGGAUGUAAACAACAAAAAAGAACUUUAGUUUAUUUGCUCACUAAUCCAGCUGUCAUGUAAACAAAGGCAUUGUUUGAAGAGCACAGUUCUGUAACUAAACCAUUCUGUUUAAGUUUGGUUCUUCUAUGAAAACACUACAUAGCACAUUUUGCUAUUUUAGGCAUCUUUUAUUUGAGUUCUUACACUGUCAACAUACAUCCUUAAAACAGCAGUCGAAUGGGAGGCAAGCAAACUGUUUACCUCUGAGCUCUUCCUCUUUUUACUUAGUUUCAACUGUUUUGAUUUCCUGCCGUUGCAACAGCAUUGUACAUGUAUGUCUGCCCUGAGAAUGGUACAGUGUGUACAAACUGGCAUCUACCACAGCACAGACCCCACCCCCCUCCGUGAACUUGCCUUUCUUUAUCUCCCCUGCCAUUCAACCUUUCCCUCCCAUUAGUUGUCAUUGGCAGCUUAAGCAGAUGAGUGGAGUGGUAAACGUAUAGCAGACAACAUUUCUGUGGCAUAAAAUUCAUUGUUUACAGGCAAAUGCACUUUUGGAAUUUGUAAUAUAAACUAUUGUUGUUAGUCAAUGUUCACUGGAUCCAAACUAAAA